AGAUUAUUUAGUCAUAUAAAUAACAUAUUUUUUCUUAAAAUAAUUCAAUGCUAAAUAUUAAAAUAUUUUGUACGAUUAGAUGCAGACAGAAAGUUGAUACCUCCUCACAAUUCCCACCACUUAGGACAAAAAGAACCAAAAUCCCAUUACCAGAAAAGCAGACAGAGCAAAAGUCACAGUAACUUAGAAACUUUUAACUUAUGUGCUUCAAACUAGUAAGCCACUUUUCUCCAAAGUCCAAGCACUACAAGACAGACAUGUGAUCAUGAAAAACCCUCUCUCACCUAACGAAAACCAGACUUCUUUGCUCUUCUAAUGUAUCCAAUAUCUCCUUUUCUCAUUCCAAUCGUGAGGGUAUCUUUUGAUUAUCUAUUUUUACAACUAUGGCAAAUUGCAACCCUUCUUCUGAUAAGAAAUCAGAUGAAAUGGCUACAUUGGAGGUUGAAAGUGGCAGUGAUUUUAUUGUUCAUGUGUUCUCUUCAUCAUCAGAGUUGCUGGGAAAGCUGCACGAGAAGUGGAGUUCAGUGAAAAAGAAACCAUACCCAGCAAUGUAUUCCAGCAUUUUUGGAGGGAUCAUCCUUGAUCCUGCUAUGAUGGUAAUUCCUAUAGAUGAUCACAUGGUUCAUCGAGGGCAUGGUGUUUUUGAUACAGCAGUCAUUCUAGAUGGCUAUCUCUAUGAGCUGGAUGCCCAUUUAGAUCGCUUCCUCAGAUCAGCAGCAAAAGCAAGAAUCUCCUCUCCCUUUCCUCGAUCAACUCUUCGUAGCAUUCUUGUGCAAUUGACUGCAGCAUCACAGUGCAAGGAAGGAACACUAAGAUACUGGUUGAGUGCAGGUCCUGGUAAUUUCUUGCUUUCUCCUGCUGCAUGCCCUACAUCUGCUUUCUAUGCUGUAGUCAUUGAUGAUACCAUCUCCCAAUGCAAAAAUGGGGUUAAAGUGAUAACCUCCACUAUCCCAAUGAAAUCAACUCUAUUUGCUACAAUGAAGAAUGUAAAUUACUUGCCAAAUGUUCUUGCAAUAAUGGAAGCUGAAGACAAGGGUUCAUUUGCUUCUAUUUGGGUUGAUGAGGAAGGUUUUAUUGCAGAGGGUCCAAAUGUUAAUGUGGCUUUAAUAACCAAGGAUAAAGAACUUAUUUUGCCUUCAUUUGAUAAGAUCCUAAGUGGAUGUACUGCAAAAAGGCUUCUUGAAUUAGCACCUAAGUUGGUUGAGCAGGGGUGUCUUAAAAGUGUCAAAACUGCCAAUCUUACUGUUGAGGAAGCCAAAGGUGUGGCUGAAAUGAUGUAUGUAGGAAGCACGCUACCCAUAUUGCCAAUCAUCAUGUGGGAUGAACAACCCGUAGGAGAUGGAAAAGUGGGAGAUUUGACAAUGGCACUCUCUGAUCUGCUUUGGCAUGAUAUGGUAGCAGGUCCUGAUACACAGAGGUUAUGUGUUCCAUAUAAUAACUGAAACCAAAGUUCACCAAGGGGGCUAGAAAAGGGAUCAUGCUGCUAGGGAUCUUGGUGCUUAUUAUUCCUGCAGUACGUUCUUGCAAGAGCCUCAUGUAUGCUUUGUUUUUGCUUCUUUCUGAAUGAAUUUGGAAAAAAGGUCUUGAAUAAGAAGCCAGUAGCUUGCAUUGCUGUUUGUGUUAUUUUGCAAGAGCAUAAUGUUGAUGACUCAUUAUUUGAUAUAGUAAAUAUUUUCACUAUCCUGAAUUGAAGCAUUACAUACCUGGAACGACUCUUUGAUACCUAUAUAUUAUUGACAACAAUCUAUAAGUUCACAUACACACACACACAGAAAACAUGCUAAAUUGUGUAACUUCAUGGUGUUUAGGAUGAUACUAGUCAAUUCUUCAUGUGAGUCUAAUUCAAUGAUGCUGUAACUAAUAGCAACUAGCGAAGAAAAUAAUCUGACCUUCCCUCAUAUUGAUUCUUCUUACAUGGAGUAUUGCAUAUUGAAGCAUGUCUAAUUUCCCUUUUACUUCUGUAUUAUUCUGUCUUUUUUAUCGAGAAGCUGCUAGAAACAUAUGCACAAUUUUACUGUUAUUUAGUGAGAGUCAUUUUGGAGGCUGUUUUGAAUAAUCACUUUUCACCUAAUAGGGAAAGAAAUAGAAUGGAUGAUGAUAAGAUAGGGAAGCAUGGAUUCUUGGGAUUAUGAUUUAUGAUGAAAUAUGAAACCUGAAAGGGAAACAAAUGGUGAAAACUGGCAGUGAAACUGAAUACUGGUGGGAAACUUGUGAAUUUUAAAAGUCAAAACUUUUGGUAACAAAGUCCUCUGUUUAUUUAUUUUGUUGGAAGUAUAUGCACCCUAGUCCAUUUACUUUUUAUGAGUAAAGUUCAAUAGGAAUUUCUAUGCAUCUAAGUUUUCUGGAAAUAUUUCCUCUAGU
Durio zibethinus is the source of this 2361-nucleotide messenger RNA. Its product is annotated as D-amino-acid transaminase, chloroplastic-like. Gene Ontology annotation, biological process: folic acid biosynthetic process. Lineage: Eukaryota; Viridiplantae; Streptophyta; Magnoliopsida; Malvales; Malvaceae. The record is from RefSeq and is a predicted model, not a curated record. Gene Ontology annotation, molecular function: 4-amino-4-deoxychorismate lyase activity; pyridoxal phosphate binding.